CCGGGCGGUGAGGUCGUGUCUUAAUUAAAAUUACAUUUUAAAAGUGCAAUAAUUAUUUGGAUUGACAUCUAUUGUGAUUACCUUGGGAUCUUUUCUAUCAGAUCCGAAUGGAAGCAAUAAUGUCGGGGAAAGCUACAAAAGAAAAUAUAAUGCAGCCAACGACACUUCAAGAGGCAAUAAACAUUAUUAAAUUCCUGAACACGACACAUAAACAAGAAGUCGUGAGGCUAAAAGAAGCAUAUGCGAAACAAGCUGAUGUUAUAAAGAAAUUGGAAUCGAAUAGGAAAAAGGAAUUGGAAUUCUUAUCGGGUGAAUUGCAAAAAUACGAAGUAAAUUUAGCUCUGAGAACAGAAUCCGUUACAAAACAACUCGCACAAAAGGAUCUUAUAAUACAGAAACAAGCUGAGAAAAUAGAAGAACUAACUAAACAGUUGACGUCCAAUGAAUUUUCUAUUAGUGUACCUGAAAUUAAUAUUAUGGUUGAUUCAAACUCUGAUUCUGGUGUCGCAUUAGAAAAUGAUGACUGCAAAACUGAGGAAAUUAAACCUGAAGUUAAAACUACGAGGAAGUGUAGUAGAAAAUUUGGAGAUACAAUAAGUUUUCUAAGAAGGGUUGACUUCUCUCCAAUAAAAUAUAAGCCAUCGAAUCGAGAGGGUUCAAAGAAGAAAGAGGAUAAAAAGAACAAAUUACAAGUACCAGUUGCAGAAAAAAGAUUUUUCAAGCGACAAACUAGUAAUGAUAAGUCGCCUAGUGAUGAUGAGAGGCCUAUCGCUGAUGAAGCCUUAUUCUCAGAUGGGGGAAUUGAGCCACUAGUGAUUCGAGCCAACAAAUCAAACGACAGUAUGAACAAUCAUUUCUCUGAUGAUGGCAGCGAGGAUACAAGUGAAGAAAUCUUCGACAGAGUCAUGACUAGAAGCAGUAUAAGGCGAUCAGUGAAAGCGAACCCCAAAUAUAAGAAAAUUAACAGAAGUAAAUCAAAACUUCUGGAACAGGUUAAAGUUAAUAUAGUAGACUAGGAUAAGUAAGAUUAGAAAAUAAGUUAUUUCUAUGUGCAAUCGUAAUGUAUCAAUUUGAAAUUAAUAAAGGCUGUUUUAU
This is a messenger RNA of Spodoptera litura, 1095 nucleotides long. RefSeq lists its product as uncharacterized. Lineage: Eukaryota; Metazoa; Arthropoda; Insecta; Lepidoptera; Noctuidae. The record is from RefSeq and is a predicted model, not a curated record.